Messenger RNA from Aedes aegypti (yellow fever mosquito), 1311 nucleotides. RefSeq lists its product as uncharacterized. The record is from RefSeq and is a predicted model, not a curated record. Bases 393 to 1073 code for a protein of 226 amino acids. The transcript is spliced from 3 exons. Lineage: Eukaryota; Metazoa; Arthropoda; Insecta; Diptera; Culicidae.
AUGCGCAUAGUGCCUAUCCAUCCGUCCAUCAUUGUAGAUAGAUACGUUGGGAGCGUUGGGAUGCCUGCAAGAGUGUUGAUCUUUCGCGUUGUUGCUGAAAAGUGAAAUUUGGAUUCCUAGGUUUAUCGACAAACCUCCGACCAACAAACAGUUCAAAAUUGGACAAUUAUUACGCGAAUGGGGCAGCGGCAGAAGUGUGGCACGGUGCGGAACCAUUAGAUUUGAAAUAAUGCCCAAGGAGACAGAGACGCCCUCAGACGUCCAAAAGUGCAAACGCCUACAGGAGGAUCAAUUGCGAUCGUAGCUUUCGCAAAAAAUAUUACCAUACAUACAAACGACGAAGCGUCUCGAACUCGGGAUCAGUGGAGUGAUCAUCAAGGGGAACCAAAAAAAUGAGCCUGAAAACGAGAGGGAUCGUGUUUGCCACCUUUUUCGGCAGCUGUCUGAUCGUGGGCCUACUAGUGGCGGCACUAACCACCGACAACUGGGUCCAGGCCAGCCCCAAGCGGUACAACUCGAGCGAAUCGCAAGGACGAAUCCAUUUCGGGCUGUUCGGAGGGCAGAAGCAUCUGAACGUGGCGUACGGCUGGCGGAGGCACGACGUAGAUGUGCUUGCGGUACUCCAGGAUGAACCCGAUGUCAUGAGCUACUGGCUAUGGCUUGGAACGGCCAUCGGUACCGGGCUGGGCGCACUAGGCGGCGCAGUCAGUGCCGUAGCUUCCGUACUGAAAUCCUCAUCCGCCUCGAAGAAAUCCGGCACCAUGGUGGUCCUAUUUGCAGCCAACAUCCUCUCGGGACUCUCCCAGAUUCUGUCAUUCGUCUGCUGGAUGCUCCAGUUCCUCCAAUAUCUCACUCAUAACGUUCUGGUGGCGGAGGAUCGCGACAACAAUUGGUACAGCAGUGGGCUGGCCUCGCUCAGUACCAGUUUCUAUCUGGUAGUGGCCGGAAUCGUGAUCGUGAUAAUCAACAUCACUCUGCUGAUUGUGGCCACCAGCAUGGAAAAACGCGAACGGAAUCGGGUGCUGGAGGUCCCGACCGACGAGAAAACGCAAGGAGCGAUCAUGCUUUACUGAGCAAAGGAGUAGUUUUUGAACUCAUCGUUGAACAAUUUUGAAAUUUAGAAAGUAAUUUUCUACGAACUCAUCGCCGAAGUAACUCAAGUUAGCCAUACGUUGGAACUAAAGAUGAAACAAAUCAUUUUUUUUAAUCUAUAAUUUAAUGCCUAGGUUAAGGACAACGCGUCGAAUUGCCAAUCGUGAAAUCGAACUUGUAAUUUUAUUUUUGAAUUAAAAUUCGUCUUUUAUCUGCUAA